GUUAGCUGAAAAUGAGUUGAUGUUUGUCCGUAUUAGGUUGUCAACUACUGCAUUACAAGUGAAGUGUGUAUUGUAGCGUUGAAUUAACAUAAAUUCGUUGUGUGUGCGCGAUGUGACGAGUGGAUGAUAUACAUACAGCGUGUAUGCAGUAUAAGGACGAGUAGAAAUGACAACAUGCAAGUGAUGAGGUUACACAUCCGUGCAAAGCGGAUGUGUAGGAUGCAGCGAGGAGAACACCUUUCUGUUCCUCUUUUGUCCAUUUGUCAGGGUUAUGCCAGCUUCAGCCCAGUUUGAAGAAAAUGGUGAUAAAUCUCUGCCUGCCACAUUUCAUGACCACAGUCCAUUGCGAUAAGCUGUGCGCAGAUGGCUAUGAUGUCACCAAUCUUGUUUCUGCUGACCCGGCUGUCCGCAGAAGAGGCUUUAAGCUGGAGUACUUCCUUCGUCCACCAGUACAGGUGACGCUGAACUUUGGCUUCCAGGUGGAGCUAUGCCGGGUGGAUGUCGAGCUGUGGCCUUGGGGCAUGGACCUAGGACAGGCCUGCAAGAGGGUGGAGGUCAGCACCUGCCCCGACCCGGUACCUCCACCCUCAGCUCCAAGCCAGGGGCAGACUCAAAAGGGGAGCUCUCAGAAAGCAGGUGUGCGGCACUCUGGUGCAGACCAGACCCCAGCCACCCAACAGCAGGGGGAUCGGCGCACUACCUCCCACCCGUCUCACCGAUACUCUUGUGGCCGUCUGGCGGAAGAGUGGAGCGAGCAAGCCCUCGAUGAAUGCCAGGAAAGAAGCCGACCGUACCGGGGUUCCGCUUCGUCCACCGCAACCCAUAAACGUCAAGAUCAUCACCAUCAUCAACAUCAUACCAAUAAUCAUCAUCACCUCCAUCCCCCAGAGCAGGAUUUCAAAAUGGUGGGUCGCACUGAGCUCAGGGAGGAGACCCGGGUCUGCUUCUCCAAUCCGGGGUUCAGGGCCCGGCCCCCCUUCCCGUCCCCGGCCCCCCCGGCGGGCCCCGGGCCCUGCCUGCGGGAGGAGCUGUGGAGCCGGGGGCUGCUGUCGCUGGGCGCGGUCAGGCAGCUCCGCGUGACGCUGCCGUUCGGGGGCUCGGCCUCGGCGCUGGGGCUCAAGGGCCUGGCGGUGUGGGGCCAGCCGGCGCGCUGCUGCCCGGCCGCGGAGGUGGAGCGACUCCGCGGGGCCCAGGAGGCCGGCGAGAGGCCGCCGCCUCGCCCGACGCUCUUCGCCGCCUCGAGCGACGAGACGCCGCCGCCGCUGCCGUUGGCGGCGACAUGCAGCUCCCCCUCCCUGCCGGAGGAGUUCCUCGACCCCCUGACCCAGGAGUUCAUGACCCUGCCGCUGCUGCUCCCCAGCGGGGUGUCUGUGGACCACACCACCUUAGAGGAGUUCCAGAAGAGGGAGGCCACCUGGGGGAGACCCCCUAACGACCCCUUCACCGGGGUGCCCUUCACGGCAACGUCAAAGCCUCUCCCCAAUCCUCACCUGAAAGGUCGCAUUGAUCGCUUCCUCCUCCAGACGGGGGCUGCCUCGAGGGAAGGCGCACUGGGCAGACAGGGGGAGGGGGUGGAGCCUCAGGCCUCGAGACUUUUACCUGCUCAGGUAGAUGGAAAGUCUCAUGACGGUCCUGGUCGGGAAGAGACACUCGACCUCGGUACAGACAACUCCAUUGAUGCUGGAAGGCAUGGUAACGGGAAGAGACUGUUGCAGAUCACGGACAAUGUAUCUGAUGAAGGAAAGGCUGAGCAUGAAAAAGAUGCUUUGAACGCUCAGACUAAAUGGUCAUCAGACGGUGCUUGUGUGUCCCUGGCUGUUCGUAAAGAUAACCACAUGGCUUUCAGUGACAAACUUCCAGCACCUUCGUCAUCAUCACCGCUGAAUAUGUCAGUCAGGUCUGAAUUGGAGCCAAAACCAAAAAGAAAGAGAACCGAUAGCAAUUCCACUCCCAGCAGCUGCUCCCAUGAGGAACGUCUGUCCUCCAGUCUGGAUGAGGCCCUACUAACUGUGCUGCAGGGCCGACCUUCCUUCGCCUCCAAGCCCACCACACACACUUUGCAGAGACCCCACCCUGCCGACGAAGUGCCACCCGAUUCCUCCAAGCACACCCACGGAACAGCUACUGCAGCACCUGUGUUAACCGAUGAGAAGCAGUGUUCAGCUUGUUCCGGAUCCCUCUCCCUAUACUCCUCUUCCUCGCUGGCCGUCUACCGCCUCUCCUGCGGUCACCUGUUGUGCCGCACCUGUCUGCAAGGGAGAUGUAGACCACCGAACCCUGCCAACGCAUCAGCCAAUCCCAGUAUGGUAUCGUGCCCCACAUGCCGACGCCCCACCCCCAGCGGCGAGAUAACACGUGUGCACCACUGACGCAUCAGACCACGCGUCGCGCCGAAGGACGGACACCGCCGUCCGCGUUGGUUGGCGAGGCUGAUCAGAACCUCCUGAGGUCGGAGAUACAAAAGGACGGAUAAACCGCUCUGCACUGGAGGCCUUGUUGGAAUCACUUUUUUUUGUGCAAUGCUGGUCCGAGUGACGUCUGGACUGUUGCAUUUAUGGUGCUAUUUAACAGGGUUGGGGGUUGAUUUAAAGGCACGUGUUACGGCAAUUGACCCCCUGUUUGAUUUAUUAAAAGCCUUUGAAUGAGACCACCAUCCAUUCUGGAAACUAAAUUUAGUUUCCAAUGUAUUCUUGACGCUAGUCGAUGCCAGGCUAAAUUUGUAUCAAUUAAUGCAAUGCAUAAAUUCUUUGAUGGCUUUUUUGACCACGUGUAUCUAUCUUUUUUCCUCUUCCUGUCAAUGUUCCCUAUGACGGUCUAUUGAAAGAAAAUCGUACAUGUGUGACAACUCCAACCAGAACAAAAGCAAGGCGCUAAGAAUAUAAUUCUGUCACAUGAAAGAAAAAUCGUAGUCACCUCCCCACCCUCCCCUUGUUGCCACACCGAGAGUGCAUUUGUGAGCCGGGUUUGCAGCCUUGUGUUGGCCAGUGCUGACAAAGAGCUGAAAAAGUGUUAAGAUGGAACAAAUGUCAGUGACGACGAGCGCCAGGAGAAAUGAAUGAAAACCAGAGGGAGUUUGUGUGGUUACAAGGUUGCUGUAAGGGGGCUUCACUGAAGUCUGACCCCAGCGACAUUGGUUUAGAUGACCUUGUGCUUUGUAUAUUGUUUAUCACACCGGUUUCUCUUUUUUCUCCGAAGAUGUGUCUUUUCUCAGAGGCAGUGUGGACUUAAAAUGGAUCAACGGUUCGAAGCAGACUGCAAUAUCAUUACAAAUAAAUAAACCUAAGUCUAAGAUAUAA
Gadus morhua (Atlantic cod) is the source of this 3296-nucleotide messenger RNA. It is a transcript of the gene ubox5, whose product is annotated as U-box domain containing 5. Lineage: Eukaryota; Metazoa; Chordata; Actinopteri; Gadiformes; Gadidae. Gene Ontology annotation, cellular component: nucleus. The record is from RefSeq and is a predicted model, not a curated record. The transcript is spliced from 7 exons. Gene Ontology annotation, molecular function: ubiquitin-ubiquitin ligase activity; ubiquitin protein ligase binding. The coding region runs from base 300 to 2369 and encodes 689 amino acids. Gene Ontology annotation, biological process: protein polyubiquitination.